Bombina bombina (fire-bellied toad) is the source of this 1561-nucleotide messenger RNA. RefSeq names its product proline and arginine rich end leucine rich repeat protein (gene PRELP). The transcript is spliced from 3 exons. Gene Ontology annotation, cellular component: extracellular exosome. Gene Ontology annotation, molecular function: heparin binding; protein binding. Bases 246 to 1370 code for a protein of 374 amino acids. Lineage: Eukaryota; Metazoa; Chordata; Amphibia; Anura; Bombinatoridae. The record is from RefSeq and is a predicted model, not a curated record.
CUCUCCUCCCUCAUUCUCUCCCCUCCUGUACAUCUCUGUUCCCCUCCCUCGUUCCUUGGAUCCCAAAUCACUUAGAGAGCAGCUCACAGGGAUCUGAACUCAACAGAGAGAUAGAGAAGAGAGAGGGAGGGAGGAGAGAGCAAGUGAGGGAGGGAGAGAGAGAGAGAGCACAAGUUAUUUCCUUGGGAAUAAAGCCCACCUUUGUACAGCCGGCAGCAACAGGCUCCCCAUCACAGAAGGUGACUAUGAGAGCAUGGGUCCUUUUGCUUUUAUCCCUUACCCUGAUCUUGACUACAGAGGUGAGUGGACAAAGACGCAAACCCCGUCCAACAGUUGUCCGCCCAGCCAAGAAACCAACUCCUUUGCCAGCAGAGCCUGUGGAGCCUACUGAACUGCCACCCCCUCUUCCUCCAGGUCCCCCAUCUGUUUUUCCUGACUGCCCAAGAGAGUGUUACUGCCCAGCUGAUUUCCCUUCCACAAUCUACUGUGACAGUAGAAAUCUGCGCAAGGUUCCAGUCCUCCCCUCUCGUGCCCGUUAUGUCUAUCUUCAGAAUAAUUUUAUUGAUGAUCUUGCCGAAGAGUCAUUCAAAAAUGCAACAGACCUACAAUGGAUCAACCUGGACAACAAUCGAAUAAAGAAAGUAGAAAAGAAAUUACUGGAGAAAAUGGACAAUCUGACUUAUUUGUACAUGGAAAAGAAUCAGCUAAAGGAAAUUCCAUCAUACCUUCCUCCAAAGCUUGAACAGCUACGCCUAAGCCGCAAUCAGAUCUCUAAGAUACCAUCUGGAGUCUUUAGUAAGAUGGACAACCUUAUCUUGCUGGACCUGCACCACAACAAACUAAGUGAUGGGGUUUUCAAUAAGAAUACAUUUAAAGGUCUUAAGAGUCUUAUCCAGUUGAAUCUGGCUCACAACAUCCUAAGAAAAAUGCCUCCCACAGUGCCUGAGACUGUGAACCAGCUGUUUCUGGACAGGAAUAACAUUGAGGACAUUCCUGCUGAUUAUUUCAAGGAACUUCCAAACUUGGCCUUUCUCAGACUAAACUAUAACCAGCUGUCAGAGAAAGGUCUACCCAAAAAUGCCUUCAACAUCUCCAGCCUCCUGGUCCUUCAACUUGCCCAUAACAGAUUCACCGUGGUGCCACUUAUCAAUCCCAGACUGGAGCACCUGUACCUAAAUGACAACAAUAUUGAAAAGGUUAAUGGCACAGAGAUCUGCCCAACUCCCUUUGUCGCAGUUGACUAUUUUUCUUCUGAUUUUUCGUCUGUCCCCCGACUCCGAUACCUGAGGCUGGAUGGGAAUCAACUGAAGCCCCCUAUUCCUCUGGAUGUUAUAAUGUGCUUUCGGCUGCUGCAAUCUGUCAUCAUCUGAGGAGGAUAACUCACUUGCUUCUAAACCAAGACACACCAUCAAAGCAACUUGUUGUAGUAGUUAAUACUUUUCUUUUGUAUAAAAAUAGCUUCAAAUGUAAACAUUUUAUUCUUUACCUUUGAAAAAUGUUAAAGUAAAACUAAAGUCAAAAUUCAGAGAGACUAUGUAAUUUUAAACAACUUUCCAAUUUA